AUGUCCCCCCGUGUCCCACCAUGUCCUGCGUGUCCCCCCGUGUCCCCCGUGUCGCCCCCGCUCGCGGGACGCCCCCAGCCCACGCUGUCCCCACGCAGGCGGCUGCUCAUCGAGGACCUGGAGGCCCGGAUCGCCCUCAUGCCGCUGCUGCAGGCCGAGGCGGACCGCAGGACCCUGCGCCUGAUGCGGCAGAACCUGGACGAGGAAGCCAAGAUCAUGAAGGACGUGCCCGGGUGGCAGGUGGGAGAGUCCGUGUUCCACACGGAGCGCUGGGUGCCGCCCACGCUGGACGAGCUCUACUACCUGCGGCCCAGCAGCGAGCUGGACAACGAGAAGUUCGGCCUGCAGUACUACGUGUGAGCGCCCCAGCGGCUGCCGUUAAAGCUGCUCCCGUGGAAUUCCCGUGGAAUAAAGUCCCAGGAAU
Nothoprocta perdicaria is the source of this 424-nucleotide messenger RNA. It is a transcript of the gene NDUFA13, whose product is annotated as NADH:ubiquinone oxidoreductase subunit A13. Lineage: Eukaryota; Metazoa; Chordata; Aves; Tinamiformes; Tinamidae. The record is from RefSeq and is a predicted model, not a curated record. The transcript is spliced from 3 exons. The coding region runs from base 1 to 360 and encodes 119 amino acids.